AACUGCCGGCGGUGGGCGGGAGCUCGUUGAGAAAACUAUAAGGUCAUUUGAAUUACGCUAGCUAAAAGGUUUCAUCUGUCACAAUGGAGCUGGAAAUCAUAUCGCGGAUCGGCAUAAUGAACGGAUGAUGCUCGCCCGGUCAAAGUCGACACAUUCAGCCAGGCCAAUCGGAGCGGAAGCGUUGUUGUCUUAACAACGACAAAAGGGAAGGCGAUCCCCGGGUGAGCGUAUCUGUCUCCGCGCGCCGCUAUCAAGCUGAGCCCAGCGGCCGUGCGUGAGGGGAGAGGAGGCGAGCAGCAGGCUGGCCUGUAAGCAGAUCAAGGGGCUCGGCGUCUGGGUGGUCUUCUUUGGCACAUUACACGCUAUUUCGGAAUCAGGAUGCUGCGUUUCGCGUGUUGCACGGCCCUGCUGUUCGUCUUGAGGCUGCUGACGAGCCUGCCCUGGAUCCAGGUCCUGCCCGCCAUCCUGAUAUUCUACCUGGGAAGCGGAGGAUGGCGCUUUCUGCGGAUUUUUGUCAAAACAAUAGGCAGAGACUUGCACGCGGCAGCAGUGCUAUUGCAGGUCAAGAUGAACGUCAAACGCCACCUCCGGGAGAAGAACACUAUUCCCACCAUCUUCGCUGAGACUGUGCGGCGUCACGCCAACAAAACGGCGCUGAUCUUCGAAGGCACCGGUGAAACGUGGACCUUCCGACAGUUAGACGAGUACUCCAACCAAGUGGGCAACCUGCUGCUUCAGCGUGGCUUUAAAGAGGGCGAUGUGGUGGCCAUUUUCAUGGAGAACAGGUCCCAGUACGUGGGUCUCUGGCUUGGCAUGGCCAAGAUUGGAGUGGAGGCCGCUCUCAUCAACUUCAAUUUGAGACUAGAGGCCUUGGUGCACUGCGUAACCAUUUCCAACGCCAAAGCGGUGGUGUUUGGAUCCGAAUUGAUUGAUGCUGUGUCCGAGGUCCACAUUUCAAUGGGGAAGACGGUGCAGAUGUUUUGUUCUGGAGACUGGGACCCCAAACGGGUACCGCAGGGUACCGAGUGCCUCGAGCCGCUGCUUGCCGCUGCUCCUUCGCACCUGCCCAGUCGACCACAACGCUGCUUCACGGAUCGCCUCUUCUACAUUUACACGUCAGGAACCACCGGGAUGCCGAAAGCUGCCAUUGUUGUGCACAGCAGGUAUUACCGCAUGGCCGCUUUAGUCUAUCACGGUUUCAGGAUGACACCAGAUGACAUCUUGUAUGACUGCCUUCCACUCUACCACUCUGCAGGUAACAUUGUGGGAGUGGGCCAGUGUAUAAUCCAUGGCAUGAGUGUCGUCCUCAAAAAGAAGUUCUCCGCCUCCCGUUUCUGGGACGACUGCGCCAAGUACAACUGCACUAUUGUGCAGUACAUAGGUGAGAUUUGCCGCUACCUGCUCAACCAGCCAGUUCGGGACAUGGAGAAACAGCAUUGUGUGCGGAUGGCGCUAGGUAACGGCCUACGUCAGUCCAUAUGGGAGGAAUUCAUGACGCGCUACAACAUUCCACAGAUAGCAGAAUUCUACGGAGCAACUGAGUGCAACUGCAGCUUAGGAAACUUUGACAACAAGGUGGGAGCGUGCGGCUUCAACAGUCAGAUUCUACCUUUCAUCUACCCCAUCCGACUAGUGAGGGUAGAUGAAGAGACCAUGGAGCUCAUCCGAGGGCCCGACGGCGUCUGCAUUCCCUGUAAACCCGGCGAGCCUGGUCAGCUGGUAGGCACGAUCAUGCAGAAUGACCCUCUACGCAGAUUUGAUGGCUAUGUCAACCAAUCGGCAACCAGCAAGAAGAUCGAUCAUAGCGUGUUUAAAAAGGGAGACAGUGCUUAUCUUUCUGGUGAUGUGUUAAUCAUGGAUGAGUGCGGCCACAUGUACUUCAAGGAUAGGACAGGCGACACCUUCCGCUGGAAAGGAGAGAACGUCUCGACCACUGAGGUGGAAGGGACCCUCAGCAGGCUGCUCGACAUGAAAGACGUCGUGGUCUACGGGGUGGAAGUACCCGGCGCAGAAGGGAAGGCAGGGAUGGCCGCCAUCGCUGAUCCUAAUCAUUCCUCUGACCUGGACAAGUUUGUGAAGGAUCUGGACCAGGCUCUUCCUCCAUACGCCAGGCCGAUCUUCCUCCGCUUUCUACCAGAAGUCAGCAAGACUGGAACGUUUAAAUUCCAGAAGACGGAGCUUCGUCGAGAUGGCUUUGACCCCCGAGUGGUGUCGGACAGACUGUUCUUCCUUGAUUCCAGUAGAGGGCGCUACGUGCAUCUGGACCAGGAGCUGUACCGCUCCAUACUUUCAGGGAAACAUAAAUUGUGAUAACGGAGCUUCCCUCGAUAUCUCCACCUAUAUGAAUACACACGCUCACACACAAAUGGAUACAAAAAUGAAGAGGUAUUAUGUGAUCAAGAUGGAAAGUUGCAGCAAAUGAAAUUGCCACACACAUUCCCACAUCCCCAAAGCGACUUUUUGGAUUGCUACAUAACACGCUGCAGCGCUCCCUUCAUCCCUGCUGAAGUCUCCCUGGCAACCCCUCAGGCUACCUCAGUUAACACACACACACACACACAGCGGCAUAAACCCAGUAACCAGAUAGCUCUGGUAACUUGAAACCAAUCAUCACAACCACAUUGAGUCUGUAUUGGACCAUGAAAGCGUUGGAAGCUGGAAGCUCCCCAGGACCACCCAAAAAGUACCGGGAACCACACAGACUUGAAGGAUGCUAAGAAGGACUGUGGCCCAGAGAAGCUGCUUCUUUCUUUUGUCUUUGACUUUGUCUGGCAAAGAGGUUUCAACUGCACUAUAAGCCAACAGUGGAAAAGCUAUUGUAGCACACAGUCUCUGCAGCCUCGUCGUGCACAUUCCAACUUUGGCCAACACGAGGCAACAUGUGGCAAAGACAUCAAGUGUUGAAGGGCCACUCGACUCGAGUGCAAUACUGCAAAAAAAAAAGAAAAAACACCCCACAGGAGCUGAUGUGAAUCAAAACUUUCAAUUCAAAUAUGUUGCACCAAAUAUAUUUAGUUUGUUUACAUAUUUAAGGAAACAUGGAAGUUAUUUAUGUUUGUCAUAGCCAUGAAAACAUCUUUUGUUUUGUUUGUCUGUUUGACAUCUCUCAAGCUUUAUUUGUAGGGAGAGUCGUGCUGCAGAAAGUACAUUCAAGUGGUUCGUUUCGUAACUACAAAGGAAUAAUGGGAACACUGAAAAGAAAAAAAUGUCACAAUGAACUCAGAAUUACAAGAGUAAAGUUUUUUUGUUUUUGUUACAAAUUAAAUUACAAGAAAAAAGAUACAUUUUGGAGGGAAUAAAGUUGCAACAUUACAAAUACAAAUUUACACGUGUCAAAAUUACAGCUAUUCUCCUGUUAUGACGUUUUUUCGUGUAAUAUUUUUCAUUAAAUAAUUUUGCCCAUUCUCGUAACAAUGCAACUUUAUUCUCUUAACAUUGUCUUAACAAUUUCUUCUCAUACUAUGUCUAUCCUUGUAACAUAACAUUACUUUCUCAACAAUCAAACUUGUUGUGACGUUACAUUUUUCUCUUAACAUACAUUUUUUUUAUUCGCGUAACAUUGCAAAUCUCACUGCAACAUUGCAAUCUCUUAACAUGACCAAUAUUAGAACUAUUAUCGUUAUUCUCUUUGGACAGUAAAUUUGUUUUACUAAGGUAAGCUUGUAACAUCGGGGCUUUCUUCUCAUAAAAGUACCCAUUUUUUUCUGAUAAUAUGAUUAUCCUGGUAACAUAAUUAUUCUCUUAGUUAUACAGAAUUUUUCUUGUAAAAUUACAACGUCAUUCUUGUAACGAGAGAAUGAGGAACAGGAAAAUGGGGAAACCUACUUUUCUCGUAUUGUUGUGACAAUUCUCUUUACAUUAUAACGGUAUUUGUUGUACAAUUACCACAUCAUUGUUGUAAUAUUACCACAUUUUUCUUGUGAUAAUGACUAUUCUAGUAACAUAGCUGCUUUAAUUUCUUAAUAAAUACUACUUUACUGUUGGAACAUUACGACUUAUUUCUCGUAAUGUUAUGACUUCAUUGCUGUAGCAUUAUGACUAACAGUAUGACUCAAUUCUAGUAACAUAAAAUUACAGUUAGUUUCUUGUAAACUUUAUUUUUUUGGGCAUUUAUCAAAACAUUACAGCUUUAUUCCCCGAGCAGUACUUGUUUUUCCUCAGAAUGUUUGUUCUUUUCAGUGUGUCCGUAAUAUUCCUUUGUACAUAACUGACUUGAGUAACGCAGUGCUGUGCUGCUUUGUUAGGGUAGACUGACCUUUCUGUGUGUGUCUGGUUGAAGACAAUAUACACUAAGUGAAGAAAAUAUAUAAUAUAAUUAUAAUGAGUACUUCAAUUUAGCCAACAUAGAUCCAAAGAGGGUCGGUUGGAGUAGGGAAAAACUGGGAAAUUCCAAAUAUCUUUUUUUUUUUUUUUUUUUUUUUUUAAAUAAUUGUUUUAUUUGUGGUGGCACGGUGGCCGACUGGUUAGAGCGUCAGCCUCACAGUUCUGAGGACCCGGGUUCAAUCCCCGGCCCCGCCUGUGUGGAGUUUGCAUGUUCUCCCCGUGCCUGCGUGGGUUUUCUCCGGGCACUCCGGUUUCCUCCCACAUCCCCAAAACGUGCAUAAAUUGGAGACUCUAAAUUGCCCGUAGGUGUGACUGUGAGUGCGAAUGGUUGUUUGUUUGUAUGUGCCCUGCGAUUGGCUGGCAACCAGUUCAGGGUGUAGCCCGCCUCCUGCCCGAUGACAGCUGGGAUAGGCUCCAGCAUGCCCGCGACCCUAGUGAGGAGAAGCGGCUCAGAAAAUGGAUGGAUGUUUUAUUUGUGUUUGCAGUGUCUGUCAUCAGAGGUUGUAGAGGCAUGAAUGAGUGUCAUCAACCACUAGCAGAGCACUGAGCCUUAAUGUGGUUCACACGUCCUGGAAAACACACAUACCGGUACACACACACACAGAGUGGUUCUCAAGGUCGCUUUCUUAAUUCAGCGCCUAUCUUCAAACUUUUUGUCCCUUUGUCAUCAAAUUCAAAACUUAUAAGCUCGGGAUUUCACUCGUGAGAAUUUUGCGCCGGCCGUUGAUGUCAAGCGAGCAAAGUUGCGGGCAAAAGUUGAGCGAAUGCUUCCAAAAUUUGCUCCCUCAUGUUUCGACUCCGUCCCCUACGUCUUUCGUCCAAACUACAAAGCUUGUUUUUCAAAAAGUUGUCCCUUGAGUUGUCUUUGGGUGCUUUCACACUCGCACCUCAUGCACUCUAGUUUGUUUCCCCUCUUGGUGUCCUUUGUUUGGUGCAGUGUGAACUCGGUAAUGGAACUAGGGUGCAGAGUCAACAAAACUCAGGAUCCAAACUCAACCCCAAAUAAACGACUCCUCCAUAUUGUGCUUUUAGCGCAGUUUCACUCACUAAGCCAUCCAGCCAACCUUCUUUCUGUUUCUGUUUCUUGCGACCAAUAAGAUGAGGUUUGUGGCUUGUUGUGAUGCAUUUUAGUUGGCUUUAUUACCGUGUGACAGGAAGCCAAACUGGGGGAAACACUAAGCACUCUUGAAGACAUUUUGUGGUCUGCUUUUACAUCCCACAUGUAAAACAUAGCUGUUCUUCCCACCCUCAUUGUGACCCCUUUACAUGUGACCAUAUCCCGAUGAGCCAACACUACAGCCAGGGGCAAAUUUGUCGCCGCUAACCCCCUUGUUGUCAGUUUAUGUUCUUUAAUGAUGAGUGUCUCACGAAUGUUCUUUCACAAAAAUUGAAAAAGGACUGCGAUGUAUGUCAAAGUUUAUGUCAGGGGAAUACUUGAGGGCUGUUAAUGAUGCUUCCGAGACCACCAAGGCGGCGCGUGACUAAACAGCCUUGCAGGAAAAGCACUCUGAAAUGGAUGUUUCCAUUUUUUUUAAUUUUUUUUUAAUGAUCUUAAAUUAUUAUUUCUGAGCAACUGAUAAUUAUAUUUUUGAUUGUUCCAUUUUUUUUUUUAUUUUACAUGAUAUGUGUGUGAAACUUUUGAGCUGUGUGAUUAUUUGUGGGUGUGAAAGGGGACAGGGUUAAUGCCUGAGUGUAAGAAAAUCUGCUGCAGACGUCAGUCACAUUUGGAUACAACAUUAUUUUUUUUUAAAUCUCUGAAAUUAUUUCAUGUUAAGAUACAGUUUUGAAGAGUGUAUGGAGAUUUGGAGUUGUUGGACCAGAAAAGGUGCACAUUUUCACAUAAAUAGUCUUUAAAUGAGCUAUUUUUCAUGAUGAGCAUUGAAUUUGGUGUUUUCUUUUAUUAUGUCACCUGAAUCUUGUCGAGAUGUUAACCCCUCCUCGUCCAGACUGCAAAUUAAAAGCCCAUGCUCUAAGCCACCACUGCCUAAUUCAACCAUACACAUGUACACACACUGUUUAAUUUUACAUUUGAUGGGUAUUUGUAUACAAGGAAUACAAAGGUGGGUUUUUCUUCAUCUGUUCCCUUUAAAUGUUUUAUUGUGAUGUCAUGAGGGAUGAAUUGAAGUAUAAAAUGUCCUAAAAAUGCAACAUUACAUCUAAUGAUUGUGAAUUGUUGGAAAUGUCACUCUAUUUCUAUUGGCCUAUUAAAAGAUUGUAAUUAUCUAUAGUAUAUUCACCCGUUGUGUUUUUAACUGUUCUUACCAAAAUGUAACACAUAUAAGCUAGUGUUAAGAUUUUUUUUAAUACAAUCUGCAAGACUUUCAAUGAAGUUCAAUACAUGAGUUCAUACGAACUAUAACAUAUAAUUACGUUUAAGCAGCACUGUUGUGUCUCUGUACUCCCUCUUGGCUCUAUUCAACACGUCCAACCUGAUUGGAGUUUUUCUUUCUCUUUUGUGCCCCAGUAACAUCAAGUGAUGCGUGUUUGUACGUGAGUUUUUUUAAAGCUUAUAUUUGUUUCGUUUUGAAAUAUGUCCCUGCACAUGCAGCAGCUCGCAGCUCAUGCAGUGUAUGGAAUAUAAAACGGGGGAGGUGUGUGAGGUGUGCUGUGUGUGUGAAACACACACACCGAUAUCCUCUUAUCGUUGAAUAUUGAAUAAAAGUACUGUAUGUGAGUUUCAAGCAAAAUGAGAAAAGGUAUGCUGAAAAAUGAUAAAUCAUGAAUAAAAACUAUUUAAAUUGUU
This is a messenger RNA of Phycodurus eques (leafy seadragon), 7066 nucleotides long. RefSeq names its product solute carrier family 27 member 4 (gene slc27a4). Gene Ontology annotation, biological process: very long-chain fatty acid catabolic process; response to nutrient; medium-chain fatty acid transport. The record is from RefSeq and is a predicted model, not a curated record. Gene Ontology annotation, cellular component: microvillus; plasma membrane; endoplasmic reticulum membrane. The coding region runs from base 379 to 2310 and encodes 643 amino acids. The transcript has 14 exons. Gene Ontology annotation, molecular function: long-chain fatty acid-CoA ligase activity; long-chain fatty acid transmembrane transporter activity. NCBI's taxonomy places the organism in Eukaryota, Metazoa, Chordata, Actinopteri, Syngnathiformes, Syngnathidae.